Messenger RNA from Ambispora gerdemannii, 540 nucleotides. The record is from the annotation of a GenBank genome assembly. NCBI's taxonomy places the organism in Eukaryota, Fungi, Glomeromycota, Glomeromycetes, Archaeosporales, Ambisporaceae.
AUGCGUUUACAAUUACUAGCUGGCGACCAAUUAAAAUGCACACCUAAGGGUCCCAAACUGAUUUCAUUUAAUCUGUCACAAUCAUUGAGGAUAAAGUUCCCAAGUAAAUUAAAAAAUAUGAAAGACAGAGAGGAACAACUUCAAGAAGAACUUCGUCAGUCAAAAGAGCAACUUCGCCAAGCUCAAGAGGAAAUUAUUAGAUUAAAAGGGCAAGCGUUGGUUGACAUAGAUAAGCUUUUGGAUAAGUUUGAGGAAUACGAUGUUAAAAGAAGAGAGUAUGAAUCAGCAGUAGAAAGGCAAACUUCACAACGGGAAAAUCGAGCAUCAUCGCAAUUUGGUUGGGGUCAAGCGAUAAAUUUCGUGCCUGUCUUUUCUCAUGCUUAUAAUUAUGGCACAAGUAAAGCUAAUGAAUUAGUAGAAUAUGAACAAAAAGAGUAUCGCGAAACCCUAAAUAAAGCAACCAACGAAAAAUAUCAGGAAGUUCAGAAAUUAUAUAAUCAUAUCAAAGACUGCUAUAAGGAGGAAAAAAAUAAUGAUUAA